Molecule: messenger RNA, 8440 nt
Organism: Plodia interpunctella (Indianmeal moth)
Lineage: Eukaryota; Metazoa; Arthropoda; Insecta; Lepidoptera; Pyralidae
Gene: FASN1
Product: fatty acid synthase-like
Exons: 24
Coding region: 505-7713 (2402 amino acids)
Biological process (GO): fatty acid biosynthetic process
Molecular function (GO): oxidoreductase activity; phosphopantetheine binding; 3-oxoacyl-[acyl-carrier-protein] synthase activity
Source: RefSeq, a predicted model, not a curated record
CGCAGUAAUUGACGCACAAAGACGCCAUUGUGCGGGCCACGGUUCUCGUGGAAGUGUGGCGAGAGGCGCGGAUUAUAACGUGUCUCAUCUAUUCUAUAGCAUCAAGAGGUCGCUGAAUCGACUCUGCGCCGAUAAUCUUGGAGGUCAAAUCGGACGCGGAUUGUUACAUUUUCCUUCAGUGAUAAGCGCGCAGCUAAUGCGGCAGACCUGCGCCGCCGGGCUGUGGCGUCGGAAUUAGGAGGAAGAGACCGAACGACCUUGCUCGUCCUUGUGGCGCGAUAAGCCGGGUCUCGUGGAAACGUGUCCGGGGCAGGCCGCGACCCCGCUAUCAUUUCUCACCCUUUUAACCGACGUCGCGCUAAUCGCUGCACCACUCGCGUCCCACACUUGCUGGCGGUCACCUCGCUCGCUCGCUCACCACCACCAGCCUCUAUCGCGCGCGUCCAUCAUUACGAACUUUACCGCGCCAGUUAUAACCUACAUUGAGCUAACUGAAACGAGAAGAUGCCGGCGCCGACACUAAACGGAGUGAACGGGUCGAUGGAGGACGACAUCGUGAUGACAGGGCUGUCGGGCCGGCUGCCGGAGUCCGACAGCAUCGAGGAGUUCGCCUCCAACCUCUUCGAAGGAGUUGACAUGGUCACCGCCGACGACCGGCGUUGGCCCACAGGACUGCACGGGCUACCCGAGCGCAAUGGCAAGCUGAAGGACUUGUCACAGUUUGACGCCACGUUCUUCGGCGUACACGCCAAGCAGGCCCACCUCAUGGACCCGCAGCUGCGUCUCCUUCUUGAGAUCACACACGAGGCGAUCGUGGACGCCGGUCUCAAUCCGCAAGAACUGCGCGGCUCCCGCACCGGCGUCUACGUCGGCGUGUCCAACUCCGAGACCGACGAGUUGUGGACGCUCGACCCCGACAAGAUCAACGGUUACGCGCUCACCGGCUGCUGCCGCGCCAUGUUCCCCAACCGCAUCUCCUACACGUUCGACCUGAAGGGGCCCUCGUACGCCAUCGACACGGCCUGCUCUAGCUCCAUGUUUGCGCUGUCGCAGGCCGUGGCCGCCAUGCGCGCGGGUCACUGCGACGCGGCCGUCGUCGCCGGCGCUAACUUGUGCCUCAAGCCCGGCAACUCUCUGAACUUCCAUCGCCUGAGCAUGUUGUCUCCGGAAGGGCGCUGCGCGGCGUUCGACGCGGAUGGGCGCGGCUACGUGCGCUCUGAGGCCACAGUGGUGGUAUUGCUGCAGAAGCGGGCGGACGCGAGGAGGAUUUACGCCACGGUGAAGGGCGCCCGCAUGAACACGGACGGGUACAAGGAGCAGGGCAUCACGUUCCCGAUCGGCGCUAUGCAGAAGAAGCUUGCGGAGGAGACCUUCGCCGAAGCUCGACUGAAGCCGCAGGACGUUUCCUAUGUAGAGGCUCACGGCACGGGCACUAAGGUGGGCGACCCGCAAGAAGUGAAUGCGAUCGCGGAGUUUUUCUGCAAAGACCGCAAGACGCCCCUGCUAUUGGGCUCGGUGAAGUCCAACAUGGGCCACUCGGAGCCCGCUUCGGGGCUGUGCUCCAUAGCCAAGGUGCUGGUCGCCAUGGAGCGCGGCCUCAUCCCCGGCAACUUGCACUUCAAGUCUCCCAACAAGGACAUCCCGGCCCUCAACGACGGGAGAAUAAAGGUGGUGGACGCCAACACGCCCUGGGACGGCGGGCUGGUGGCCGUCAACUCGUUCGGGUUCGGCGGUGCCAACGCGCACGUGAUCCUGGAGUCGGAGCGGAGCCGGCGGCCGCGAGUGACGCACAGCGGCACGCUGCCGCGGCUGGUGCUGGCGUCCGGCCGCACGGAGCCGGCGGCGGCGGCGCUGCUGCAGCACGCGGCGGCGCACCGAGACGACGCCGAGUUGCACGCCCUCAUUGAUGCGGUGCACGCGCAGAACAUACCAGGACACUCCUUCAGAGGAUACUCUAUCUUGACUGACACCCCCAUUGAAGAGAUCGUGGAGGCAGAAGGCAGCGGCGAGAAGCGUCCCAUCUGGUUCGUGUUCUCGGGCAUGGGGUCGCAGUGGGCGGGCAUGGCGCGCGACCUCAUGCGGCUGCCGACCUUCGCCAGCACCAUCCAGCGCGUAGCCGCGGCGCUGAAGCCGCACGGCGUCGAUCUCGUCCACAUCCUCACGGAAGCGCCCGACGCCGCCUUCGAGGAAGUCAUUAACUCGUUUGUGUCUAUCGCCGCGGUGCAGGUGGCGCUAGUGGACGUACUUCGCGCCGUAGGCAUCCGCCCAGAUGGCAUCGUCGGACACUCCGUCGGAGAAUUAGGUUGCGCGUACGCGGACGAGACGCUGACGGCGGAGCAGGCCGUGCUGGCGGCGUACUGGCGCGGACGCAGCAUCGCGGACGCGCAGCUGGCGCCCGGCGCUAUGGCGGCCGUGGGGCUCACCUGGCAGCAGUGCGAGGAGCGCUGUCCGCCCGAGAUCGUGCCCGCCUGCCACAACGCGCACGACAGCGUCACCGUCUCCGGCCCGGUCGACGCGAUCGAAAAAUUCGUGGCUCAACUCACCGCAGAGGGCGUGUUCGCGCGCCGCGUCAACAGCAGCGGCGUGGCGUUCCACAGCAAGUACAUCGCGGCCGCGGCGCCGCUGCUGAGGAAGCGUCUCGACUCGGUCAUCCCGAACCCCAAACCACGCUCGUCGAAGUGGAUCUCCUCAUCGUUGCCCCAAGACAAAUGGGACUCUGAACUCGCGAGGCUGAGCAGCGCGGAGUACCACGUGAACAACCUGCUGUCGCCGGUGCGGUUCGCGACGGGGCUGCAGUCGCUGCCGACGCGCGCGCUGGUGCUGGAGCUGGCGCCGCACGCGCUGCUGCAGGCGGUGCUGAAGCGCGCGCUGCCCGCGCCCGCCGCGCACGUGCCGCUCGUGCGCAGGGACGCGCCCGACGCCGCGCUGCAUUUGCUCGCCGCCAUCGGCAAAAUCUAUGCGUACGGCGGGCAGCCCCAGGUGGGCCAGCUGUACGAGCGCGUCCCGUUCCCUGUGUCCCGCGGGACGCCGGGACUAGCGUCCCACGUGCUAUGGGACCACUCCACCGAGUGGAGCGUGGCCAACUUCGGCAGCAACCAGCGCACGGGCGAGAGCGUGUUCGAGUUCGACCUCAACCGUCCCGAUGACGCCUUCCUCGCCGGUCACGAGAUCGACGGAAGAAUACUCUUCCCUGCCACUGGAUACAUAGCGCUCGUAUGGAGAACUGUAGCCAAACUCCACAACAGAAAGGUUGAGGAAACUCCGAUCGUGAUCGACGACAUGACGCUGAAGCGCGCCACCAUCCUCACGCGGGAGACGCCCGUGCGCUUCCUCGUCAACAUCCUGGACGGCACCGGCGAGUUCGACGUCUGCGAGGGCGGCAGCGUCGCCGUCACCGGCCGCGUCCGGCUUGCGGAAGAUCCAGCCAAAGAAUGGCUCAACUCAGAUAUUACUAAAGCUGCCGACGAACCGGACUUGCUGCCGCUGCUUCCUCAAGAUAUUUACAAAGAGUUGAGGCUGCGCGGUUAUAAUUAUAAGGACGUGUUCCGCGGGGUCAAGAUCUCGGACGCGCGCGGUACGGAUGGCGAGUUAUCGUGGAACGGAAACUGGAUUCCGUUCAUGGACACGAUGCUGCAGUUCGGCAUCAUCAGCAGCCGCAACCGCGAGCUGUGUCUCCCCACACGCAUACAGCGGAUCCUCAUCGACCCGGGGACUCAGCUGGCGGCGUUGGAGAAGGCCGACCCGGAAGCACCUUCGUUCAAAAUCCGGCGCUGCAAGUACACCGACAUCACUGUAUGCGGAGGAGUGGAGCUGCGCGGUGUGAAGACCAGCCUUGCACCGAGGCGCAUCAACCCUCAAGCACCACCUAAACUGGAGAAAUACGUGUUCAUGCCGUAUGACAACGCGAGCGUCGGCACCGAGGAUACAUCUCGAUCGAAGCGUGACGCGCUGACUGUGAGCCUUCAGUUGCUGCUCGAGAACGCAGGCACGUUGAGGCUGAAGCUAACUGAAGCGGCAUUGGAGAGGCCGGCAGAAGCGUUGCUUACGCCGCUGGCGGUGCAGGUGCUCGAGGCGGAGCCUCAGGUCCGCGUGGAGGCCAGUGUGGCUGCCGGCGCCAACUCCGCGGCUUACAACGCCGCGUUGCAGGAAUACGGAGUUAAGGUGACAUCAAAGAACGGUUCCGACGCGGCGCCGGACAGCGAUUGCCACUUGGUGCUAGCAGCCGACGUCCUGAGCCGGCACGGGCCCAGCGUGCUGGCCAACCUGGCGGCCGCGCUGGGCGCCGGCGGGCUGCUGCUGCUGGAGGAGCCGCAUGGCGCGCUGGACGAGCCGGCGACAGCUGACUUGCUGGCCCGCGCCGAGCUGCUGCUCGUGUCCAGACAGGUCACCGCCACCUGCGACUACAUCACGCUGCGGCGCAAGCCCACGCUGCCCCAGGAUCACGUGCUCAUCGAGAUAGAGGAGGAUGAAGAGUACAAAUGGGUGGAGCCACUGCGCGAGGCCAUGAAGCGCGCCGAGACGGAGGAGCUCCGCAUCUACGUGGUGUCGCGCGCAGCGGACAGCGGCGUGCUGGGGCUGGGCACGUGUCUGCGCGCGGAGCCGGGUGGGCGUGCAGUGCGCGUCGUGCUGGCGCCCGGCGCGCGCUCCUUCGCGCUGCAGCAGGCGCCGUAUGCGGACCAGCUGGCGCGCGACCUCGUCACCAACGUGCUGCGCGCCGGCGUCUGGGGCUCCUACCGCCAUCUGCUGCUCGACGACUCCGCCGAGGCACAGCUUCAGGUGGAACAUGCAUAUGUGAACACGCUGGCGCGCGGAGACUUGUCGUCGCUGCGCUGGAUCGAGAGCCCGCUGCGGUUCGCGCGCGAGCAGCAGUGGAGUGCCGACACCGAGCUGUGCCACGUGUACUACGCGCCGCUCAACUUCCGCGACAUCAUGCUGGCCACGGGCAAGCUGCCGCCCGACGCCUUGCCCGGCAACCUGGCCGGACAGGAAUGUAUCCUGGGUCUGGAGUUCAGCGGUCGGUCGUCCAGCAGCGGCAAGCGCGUGAUGGGCAUGGUGGCGGCGCGCGGGCUGGCCACCACCGUGGCGGCCGACAAGGGCUUCCUGUGGGAGGUGCCCGCCAAGUGGACGCUGGAGGAAGCCGCCACAGUGCCCGUCGCAUAUGCUACUGCCUACUACGCCCUGACAGUGCGAGGACGCAUGCGUCGCGGGGACUCAGUGCUGAUCCACGCCGGUACCGGUGGAGUAGGCCAGGCGGCUAUCGCCAUCGCUCUGCACGCGGGGUGCAAUGUGUUCACGACCGUGGGCACCGCGGACAAGCGGGCGUUCUUGCGCCAACGGUUCCCGCAACUGGAAGACGCUAACAUCGGCAACUCCCGCGACGUCUCCUUCGAGCAGAUGGUGCUGAAGCGCACCGCCGGCCGCGGAGUGGACUUGGUUCUCAACUCGCUGGCCGGAGACAAACUGCUGGCUUCCGUGCGAUGCCUGGCUGAAGGCGGACGAUUCCUCGAGAUCGGAAAACUCGAUCUUUCUGAAAACACACCUUUGGGCAUGUCGAUCUUCCUGAAGAACACGACCUUCCACGGCAUCCUGCUGGACGCGCUGUUCGAGGCGGGCAGCGAAGCGCCGGAGAAGGCGGCCGUGUGCCGCUGUCUCAGCGAGGGGCUGGCAACCGGCGCCGUGCGUCCGCUGCCCGUCACCGUCUACGGCGACCAGCAGCUGGAGUCCGCCUUCAGAUACAUGGCGACGGGCAAGCACAUCGGCAAGGUGGUGCUGCGCGUGCGCGACGAGGAGACCGCAGCCGCCCCCGCGGCCCCCGCGCCCCGGCUGCUGCCCGCCAUCCCCCGCACCUACUUCCAUCCCACCAAGGUCUACGUCCUAGUUGGCGGUCUGGGCGGGUUCGGGCUGGAGCUGGGCAGCUGGCUGGUGAAGCGCGGCGCCACCAAACUGCUGUUCAACUCUAGGAGCGGCGUGCGCACUGGCUACCAGGCCUGGUGUAUUAAGAGAUGGCGCUCGGCGGGCGUGUGGGUGGAGGUGUCGCAGGCGGACGCCACGGCGGCGGCGGGCGCGCGGCAGCUGCUGGCGCAGGCGGCGCGCGCGGGGCCUGUGGGCGGCGUCUUCAACCUGGCCGCUGUGCUGCGCGACGCCUUCCUCGAGAACCAGACGCCCGCUGACUUCCAGACAGUCGCCAAGCCCAAAGUCAAUGGAACCAAAGCUCUGGACGUGGCCACUCGCGAGCUGUGCCCGGAGCUGGACUACUUCGUAGCGUUCUCGUCCGUGUCGUGCGGGCGCGGGAACGCCGGCCAGACCAACUACGGGUUCGCCAACUCCGUGAUGGAGCGCAUCUGUGAGCAACGGCAGGCGGACGGGCUGCCGGGGCUGGCGGUGCAGUGGGGCGCUAUCGGCGAGGUGGGUCUGAUCGUGGAGACGAUGUCGGACGAGGCGGUGGUGGGCGGCACGGUGCCGCAGCGUAUCGCGUCGUGCAUGGAGGCGCUGGGCGCGCUGCUGGCGCGGCCGCACGCGGUGGCGGCGUCGCUGGUGCUGGCUGACAAGCGCCGCGCCGGGCCCGCCACGCAGCUCGACGUCGUGCACGCACUCGCCAACAUACUCGGCAUCAAGAACCCGAACAAGACCUCAGACACGGCGACUUUGGCCGAGCUCGGCAUGGACUCGCUUAUGGGCGCCGAAAUCAAGCAGACUCUAGAACGGAGCUAUGACUUGGUUCUCGGGGUGCAGGAAAUCCGCACGCUGACGUUCGCUCGUCUGCGUGAACUGACGGGCGGCGAUGCGGCGGCGGCGGCGGCGGGUGGGGCGGGGGCGCCGGUCCCGGCGCAGGAGGCGGCGGAGCCGGAGGCGGGCGAGCUGGUGCAGCUGGCCACUCUGGGCGAGCUCAUGCCCAAGCAGGUGCUGGUCAAGCUGCCCAGUGCGCCCGCUAAGGGCAACCCGCAGCCGGUCUUUAUGGUACACCCGCUGGAGGGCGUGGUGGACCUGCUGCGGCCCGUGGCGGAGUCCGUGCGCGGCACGGUGUACGGGCUGCAGUGCACGGCGUCGGCGCCGCUCACAGACAUGGCGGCGCUGGCGCGCUUCUACAUCGCGCACGUGCGCUCCGUGCAGCCCACGCCGCCCUACACGCUGCUGGGAUACUCCUUCGGCGCGGGCGUCGCCUUCGAGAUGGCGCUACAGCUCGAGAAGGAAGGCUGUGCGGCGCGCGUGGUGCUGGUGGACGGGUCGCCCGCGUACGUGGCCAUGCACACGACGCGCGGCAAGAGUCGCAACGCCGCGCGCACGCGCGCUAGCGACGAGGCCGACGCGCUCGCCGUCUUCGUGCAGCUCUUCAAGGAGGCCGACACCGCCAAGCUGUCGUCGGAAAUGGAGAAGCUUCCAAACUGGGAUGCGCGGAUCCAGCGCGUGCAGAGCGAGCUGGAGGGCCACACGCCUCACCCGGCCGCCGCCGUCGCCGCCGCCGCCUCCUCUUUCUACCGCAAACUCGCCGUCGCCGACACCUACAAACCCAGCGGCAAGAUCUCCGCACCCGUCACACUGUUCCGAGCGAGGGACAACUAUGUCCUGACAGUAGGAGAGGACUACGGUCUCCGUCCACUGUGCGCGGGCCCGCUGUCGCUGCAACAGCUGCCGGGCACCCACCGGACGGUGGUGCUGGGGGCGCCGGCGCGCACCAUCGCGGACCACGUCAACGAAGUGCUGGGGUCCCGCUAGCGACGCCGUCGGCGCCGGCGCCGCCGCCGUGUGUGAUGUGUGAUUCACUGACAAUGAAGUGAGACGAUUGUAGCGCGAUGAUUGAUGCCAUAGCUAGUGAACAAUUAUAAGACUAGGAAAUAUUGGAAACGAAACAAAAAUUUACAUUCAACAAGAUAAAAAUUUAGCUUACUCAAGAAAAUUGAAAAUGUAAGAACCAUGGGUUUUCAAUAAAACAUGGUUCGACUGAUAUGUUUCGUAUUCUAAACUUUCCUUAAAUUAAUGAAUAGAUUAAUGAGUAUAUUAACGUGAUGUUUGUUAACCAGAAAGUACGUAGACGCCGUACCGUCGAGGUAUGUCAGAAUCUGACUGGGCGACGCUAGCCGACUUGCAAGCGGCAAGUCGCGCGUACAAGCGCAAUGUAUGCGGAGCGUCCCACCCUAGUGUCUUCAUAUUUUGUACUUUUACUAUGUAUAGUUAUAAUUUAUAUACUCUUGUAGAUAUUAACGGCCUCUCUAUUUAGUACCGCGGGUAUAUUACUAUAUAUAUAUAUUUAUAUUUAGUUAGUAAUGGGUCGAAUAUUGUACAUAUAAUAUUUAUGAGCGGGCUGAGCCUGCGCUGCGAUACCCACAUUCCGCAUCACAUGUAGUGUAGUAGUAGUGUAGUCAAUGUACGGUUGUUGUGGUAAUUUAUUUGUUACUGACGAAACGUCAGCGCGCUGUGAUUAAAAGUGCAUUAUUUUUGAAAA